CUGCCCCGUCCGUAAGGACGCGAGAAGCUAAUUUAGGAUCGAGUACCGGGUGUCUCGGAGGGGUGGUCCUGAGCAUGGUCCUCAUGCCAGCAUGCAUGCGUGAAAGAAGAAGGGAGCCGGGUUCCCGAUUGCUCUUAACAGCAUGGUGCUGAUGGAGGUCAGCGGGCUGCCUGUGGAGCUGUGGCAGCUCAUCUUGUCCUACCUGUGCCUCCCUGACCUGGGCCGCUGCAGCUUGGUCUGCAGGGCCUGGUAUGAGCUCGUCCUCAGCCUGGACAAAACGCGCUGGCGGCAGCUCUGCCUGGGCUGCCUUGAGCACAGACACCCCAACUGGCCCAACCGGCCUGGCGUGGAGCCACAGUCUUGGAGAGAGGCCUUCAAACAGCACUACCUGGCCUCUAAAACCUGGACCAAAAACACACAGGACCCAGAGUCCUCCAACUGCCUCUCCCUCUUCCGGAGGAGGAAGGGCCGGCGCCGGCUCUGCAUCGGCGCGGGGGGUGAGUUUGGCAGCCUCCGGGCUGCCCUGGCUGCUGCCAGCUCCUACGACUGUCUGGUGCUGCUGCCUGGUGUGCAUGAGGAGCAGGGUGAGGUGCUGCUGAAGGUGCCCGUGGAGGUUGUGGGGCAAGGCAAGCUGGGGGACGUGGCACUGCUGGCGAGCAUUGACCAGCACUGCCCCACUGCUCGCCUCUGCAACGUGGUCUUCAUGCCGGCCCACUUCACCUCGGUGCUCUACAAGACAACCUCAGGCUAUGUUCAGUUCGACAAUUGCAACUUCGAAAGUGGGCAGCUGCAGAUCCAUGCACCAGGGGCAUGCCAGGUGAAGUUCUGCACCUUCAACCAGUCCAGCAUCCACCUCCGCAACGUGGCCCUCUGUGUCCUGGAAAACUGUGAGUUCAUUGGCAGUGAGAACGCCUCUGUAACUGUGGAGGGCUGCCCGAGCUCUGACCGCAACUGGGCCUGCAAGCACCUGGCCAUGCUGGCCAAGUCCUGCGCAGCAUCCAUGCAGGAGCCUGACCCAGCCGGCUGCCCUGUGGCCAAGCAGAACAGCUGGGGAGAAUCGCUGCUGGGACCAGUGGGAAGAUGUGAGAUUGUCGUAGGGGAAGAACGAAGCAGCUUUCUCUCUGCAGUGAGUGCUCAAGCCCUCCUCGGCUUAGCCCAGGAGGACACUGAACUUGGAGAGAACCUGUGGGCAGCAAAGGAGGAGGAGUACCCGGCCCUUGACUCAAACUCCAGUGACAGUGACUUAUGCAGCGACGACGAAGAGGAUGCUCAGGCUGUGUACAAACUGCCCUACCAAGCCCACAGCCUGAGUCACACGCUUGCUGAUGUUACAGACAGAAGGCUUCAAGGCAACAGACUGCAUGCCCUUCAGAGGGACCUUAAACUCAAGUCUCUGCAGCAGGAGCUGCAGCAGGACAAGGAAGCCCAGUCUUUGGCCAACUCUCUGCAAGGCUGCAUCAUCCGGCAGUGCCUUUUCAGGGAUGGGAAAGGAGGAAUCUUCAUUUAUUCACGAGGGCAAGCAAAACUGGAAGGAAGCAUCUUCAGGGAUCUGACCUAUGCAGUGCGCUGCAUACAAAACAGUAAGGUUAUCAUGCUGAGGAAUGACAUCCACCAUUGCAAAGCAUCGGGGAUAUUCCUGCGCCUGUCGGCAGGAGGCCUGAUUGCUGACAACAACAUCCAUUCCAACUGUGAGGCUGGAGUGGACAUUCGUAAGGGAGCCAACCCCCUUGUUCUGUGCAAUAAGAUACACAGUGGCCUUCGCUCAGGCAUUGUCGUCGUUGGCAACGGAAAAGGCAUCAUCCGUAGCAAUCAGAUCUAUGGGAAUAAAGAAGCUGGCAUUUAUAUUCUGUAUAAUGGAAACCCUGCUGUGAGUGGGAACCAUAUUUUCCAGGGACUGGCUGCUGGAGUAGCAGUGAAUGAGAACGGGAGAGGCCAAAUCACAGGGAACAUCAUCUGCGAGAACCAGUGGGGUGGGGUGGACAUCCGCCAUGGGGGCAACCCCAUUCUCAGGAACAACCUCAUCUUCUGCGGCUACUCAGACGGCAUGGUGGUGGGCGAGCGUGGGAAGGGCCUUAUUGAAGGAAACGCCAUCUACGGCAACAAGGGCUGCGGCGUGUGGAUGAUGUCCUCCAGUCUCCCACACCUCGUCAACAACCAGAUCAGCCACAACAGCAUCUACGGGGUGGCGGUGUUCUGCCACAAGGACGAUGCUGGCAACUACACCCCUGGCCAGGGGGCCAGCGAGAGCUUCCAGGAGGAGACAGAGGGUGCCAGUGGGGAGAACAACCCAGACAGCGAGGAGGAGUACCCAGCUGCCCGACAUCCCAUCAGUGUGGCGCUCGUGGAGUUGAACAGAAUCAACCACAACGGAGCUGCUGGGUUGUAUGUCAAGAGCAGCGAAGCACUCAACAUCAUCGCCAAUGUAAUUCACGCCAACCAUGACGGUGGGGUGGCGGUGCUGCAGAGCAGCCAGCUGACACACAUCACAAACAACAGCAUUUCCUGCAACAGCCGGGGAGGCGUGCUGGUUGAGGCCAAGUGCCAAGUGGAGCUGCGAGGCAACGGCAUCUAUGACAACAGCAGCCAUGGCAUUGUUUCCAAGGGAGAGGGUGUCAUUGCAGAGAAUGACAUCAUUGGCAACCACAGGUGUGGCAUCCAGCUGCUCCAGGCAGCAGACAUGAAGGUGACCAAGAACAGGAUCCAGUCCUUUCGGGACUAUGGGAUUGCUCUCUUUGAUGAAGCCAAAGGCCUGGUGCAGGAAAACCUCAUUUUCCAGGGGAGAUCCAAGAAAUCCAUUUUGAGACCAAUAUCAAAUGCAGAGGAUUGUGACAUCCAAAACAACAUGCUUCUCACCUUCAAGAAAAGGAUCAUGGAUUUUCCAGGACACUUUGAGCAAAUCUUUCAGCAGCUCAACUACCAGAGGCUUCACGGCCAACUUUGUGACUGUGUCAUUGUGGUGGGAAACAGGCAUUUCAAAGCCCAUCGCUCUGUUUUGGCAGCAUGUAGCACACAUUUCCGAGCUCUGUUUACUGUAGCAGAAGGGGAUCAGACUAUGAAUAUGAUUCAGCUGGACAGCGAAGUGGUGACAGCAGAAGCUUUUGCUGCUCUGAUAGACAUGAUGUAUACUUCUACACUAAUGCUUGGGGAGAGCAAUGUUAUGGAUGUCUUGCUGGCUGCUUCUCACUUACAUUUGAACUCUGUUGUUAAAGCAUGCAAACACUACCUUACUACCAGGACGCUGCCAAUGUCUCCACCGAGUGACAGAGUUCAAGAGCAAAAUGCACGCAUGCAGAGGUCUUUCAUGCUCCAGCAGCUUGGACUGAGCAUUGUGAGCUCUGCGUUAAAUUCCACUCAGAGCACAGAGGAACAACCAAAUACCAUGAGCUCCUCGAUGAGAAGUAACAUCGAACAGCGCACUACUUUUCCUAUCCGUCGUCUCCACAAACGUAAACAGUCUUCUGAAGAUCGGGCCAGACAGCGCAUCAGGCCUACCAUGGAUGAGUCCGUUUCCGAUGUGACUGCUGAGAGCGGGCAGUCAGUAGUUCAUUCACGGGAAGAUUUCUUCUCGCCCGAUUCACUGAAGAUUGUGGACAACUCUAAGGCCGAUGCUGUUGCUGAUAACCAGGAGGAUAAUACUAUUAUGUUUGAUCAGUCUUUCAGUGCUCAGGAAGAUGCUCAAGUGCCCAGCCAGUCUGACAACAGUGGAGGAAACAUUUCACAGAUGUCCAUGGCAUCCCAGGCAACACAGGUGGAAACCAGCUUUGACCAGGAGGCUGCUUCUGAGAAGAACAACUUCCCAUGUGAAAAUCCGGAGGUCAGUCUGAAUGAAAAAGAGCACAUGAGGGUGGUAGUGAAGUCUGAGCCCUUGAGUUCCCCAGAGCCUCAAGACGAGGUGAGCGAUGUCACUUCCCAAGCAGAGGGCAGUGAGUCUGUUGAAGUGGAAGGAGGAGUAGUGAGCGCAGAGAAGAUAGAACUGAGUCCUGAGAGCAGUGAUCGUAGCUUUUCUGACCCACAGUCCAGUACUGAUAGGGUGGGAGACAUCCAUAUUAUGGAGGUGCCAAAUAACUUGGAACACAAGUCUACUUUCAGUAUCUCAAAUUUUCUAAAUAAAAGCAGAGGUGGUGGCUUUGGUGCUAGUCAAAACAGUGAUGACAACAUUCCAAAUACCACCAGUGACUGCAGAAUGGACAGUGAUGCCUCUUAUUUGAUGAGUCCAGAGUCGGGGCCUGCUGGUGGCCAUUCAUCCGCCACCGUCUCUCAUGUCGAGAAUCCAUUUAGUGAGCCUGCAGACUCUCAUUUUGUUAGACCAAUGCAGGACGUGAUGGGUCUCCCCUGUGUACAGACUUCUGGGUACCGGGCGGCAGAACAGUUUGGCAUGGAUUUUCCACGGUCAGGCUUGGGCUUGCACUCCCUGUCAAGGGCAAUGAUGGGCUCAGUAAGAGGUGGAGCUAGCAGCUUUCCUGGUUAUCGCCGCAUAGCCCCCAAAAUGCCUGUGGUGACCUCUGUCAGGAGCUCCCAGCUGCAAGAUAACUCCUCCGGUUCCCAGCUGAUCAUGAAUGGGACCACUUCGUUUGAAAAUGGGCAUCCGUCACAACCUGGUCCACCACAGCUGACAAGGGCAUCUGCAGAUGUCCUUUCGAAAUGCAAGAAGGCCUUAUCUGAGCACAACGUCUUGGUUGUAGAAGGUGCACGCAAGUAUGCAUGCAAGAUCUGCUGCAAGACGUUUUUGACCUUGACAGACUGCAAGAAACACAUCCGUGUGCACACAGGAGAAAAGCCUUAUGCCUGCCUGAAGUGCGGCAAGCGGUUCAGCCAGUCCAGCCACCUGUAUAAACACUCCAAGACAACCUGCCUGAGGUGGCAGAGCAGCAAUCUGCCUAGCACUUUGCUUUAACCUUCUCCACUCCAGGCCUGAAGGAGAAUACCAGUGCAGACGUCUAGUUCCCUGAAGCACCACAGGAACACAAACACUAUUUUUUUCAAGGCUGCAGGCUCAGAGGCUGCUCUUGUUGGUCAGUGAACACUUAGGUGUGAUUGUGCCACACACACAAAAGUCUUGGUUCUGUCAAUUGGGGAUAUUACUGUACCUACCUCACAGGGGUGUUGUGAGGCUUAAACAGCUGUAAGUGAAGAACUUGGAGAUCCUCAGAAGUCACAUGUAGAUGUGUCAGGUGUUAUAUGAUGUAUGUUCAGGCCUUGGGCUGAUGGGGAUACAAUCCCUACAGCUAAGCAGUUCCUUUGCAGGGCAGAGGGGUGAGAGCGUGGUUAUCUCAAUAAGUAGCAAGUUUCAAGAAUGAGAAACUGAAGUGCAAAUUUCCUCUUUUUUUUUUUUUUUUAAAGUAUUUUGUAAAAGUGAAAGCAUUUAAAUAAAUGACCUGUAAAACAAGUUACUGCAUUAUGUAUGGACAGUAAUGCAAGAGCUGUUCACUGUUACUAAUAUAGAGUGCAUAUCUUUGAAAGAGAAAAACAACUUUGGAUGCACCUGUCUGACAUAAUGCUUUAAAAUAUGCUAAUUAUAAAAAUAGUUCUAGGGUUAUGAAUGUAUGUUUGGCUGUUUUGUAGUAAAGGACACUGUGUAAUGAAGGUGCUUAAAUUAAAUCCAAGACAAGUAACUUUUGGACUGCCAGAUGUAUGUAUACUUUGAAUACAGCAAGAUCUGGAUGUUUGAUUUUUUUCUGUAGAAACUCGUAUUAAGUGAUAAGUGAAGUACUGUUUCUUGUUCGUGCUAUUCUUAGCAGUAUUUUAACCAAUUUGUAUCUCCUAUGUUAAAAUUCUAUAGACAUAGAAGUCUGAAAAGAGCUUGUCUUUGUCUGCUUUGUUAUUUUGAAGGAGAGAGUUAAUUUGUGAUGGCCUUUUUUACUGUGUAAGAUAGUCUCUUGCUGUUUCCAGAUGCUGGUAGUCAAAUCUGAUCCCCGUUAUUGCGUAAGCAUAUUGUCCUUUUCUGACACUUUUCAGGCUUUAAUUUCCUCUUCUGCUCACUUACUUUACUUCACAACUAUGGAUUGUUCCUCAGAUCAAACCAGUCAGGUAUGAUCCUCAUUUGCCAGAUUUAUUUAUGUCUGUCUAUAAAAUGUAGUUGUCAAAUCCAGUCCUUCCAGUUAGUGUCAUAAAUUUAAAAAAGCAUAAAUUUAAUUUAAAAAAUAGCACUGUACACUUUGUAUAGCAGAAAUUCAGUGAUUGCUAUUAUUCAAGUGAAUUGUGUAAAUCUUGUUUUAAUUUCCUCUUCUUUGAUACCAUUGUAGCUAAUACUGUGUGCCGUCUCUUUUUUUCUUUGUUAAACAUGCACAUGAACUAACUACUGGCCUUCAGUCUAUUAGGUUUCUAAAUAAAAUUUUGGAGCACUUUGCUGAUAAAUGUUGCUCUAUCAUACAGGAGCUGGGUCAGGGCUACAGCGUGUCCAUUCUGCUCAGCAGAGACAGAGGAUUUGCAUCUCCUGGUAUCUAAGCCAGAGAGCAACAGCUUUCCAUUAAUAUUAAAAAAUUUAGCAAACCUUCCCCUCUUUAUUUUAUUCUGUAUAGCAAAUGUAUCCUGUGUGAUGAUACUCAGCAGUUCUAUGGAGUUUGUGCUACCUAACAGUUAGCCUUCUUAAACAUCUUGGAUUUAGAUUUGGAUAAACUGAAAAUAAAAUCCUAAUCCACAGUCCUGUAGGUCACUUAGCAGGAUGAACUGUCAAAACUGUUGAAGCACAGAAACCAAACAGUCAUUGUCAGACCAAAGGAAACAUGGAAAUCUUUCUGUACUUGGCUUUAUGUGAAGUAGUAGUCCGCUAAUGAAGAAAUGUGUCUUCAUCUGUAAUUACACUGCUUCACAUUGAAAAAAAAUAUUGCCAAAUGUCUGUCAAUAUGUCAUUUGCACCUUGAGCAUCCAAGGUAAACAGGAACAUGGAAACAUAGUAAAUGAUGGGAUUAAUUCCUUUAAAAUGUUAAGAUUUUGUUACAGGACUUAGUAACGGUCAUAUUUCUGGCUCUUGAUUUUAUAAGUAUUAGGGAAAUAUGCUGCAUUUUUAAGAAGCAUUAAGAUAUGCCACAUUUUGUUUAAUGAUUUUGAUAUCAGGGGACUAACAGCAUUGAACUAUACUAAACAAUCUCACUGAAACAUCAAUAAAAUGCAGUAUUUUGUACUUUAA
Messenger RNA from Grus americana (Whooping crane), 7126 nucleotides. RefSeq names its product zinc finger and BTB domain-containing protein 5. Lineage: Eukaryota; Metazoa; Chordata; Aves; Gruiformes; Gruidae. Gene Ontology annotation, cellular component: nucleus. Gene Ontology annotation, biological process: regulation of apoptotic process; regulation of transcription by RNA polymerase II; ubiquitin-dependent protein catabolic process. The record is from RefSeq and is a predicted model, not a curated record. The coding region runs from base 143 to 4894 and encodes 1583 amino acids. Gene Ontology annotation, molecular function: protein binding; DNA-binding transcription factor activity, RNA polymerase II-specific; RNA polymerase II cis-regulatory region sequence-specific DNA binding. The transcript is spliced from 11 exons.